Messenger RNA from Phytophthora infestans T30-4, 1119 nucleotides. Its product is annotated as alcohol dehydrogenase, putative. Gene Ontology annotation, molecular function: oxidoreductase activity; zinc ion binding. The record is from RefSeq and is a predicted model, not a curated record. Lineage: Eukaryota; Oomycota; Peronosporomycetes; Peronosporales; Peronosporaceae. The coding region runs from base 1 to 1035 and encodes 344 amino acids. The transcript is spliced from 8 exons.
AUGAGGACUUGGUUCUACUCCAAAUACGGAGGCCCAACCGUCAUGCAAACGGGUGACCAGCCCGACCCCGACCUGGGCGGACCAAAGGACGUCGUGGUUAAAGUGCAUGCAGCCUCGCUCAAUCCCAUUGACUACAAGCGGCGCCAGGGCGUGCUGAAGAUGCUGCUGGAAAAUACUUGGCCGCACAUUGUCGGGUAUGAUUUUUCGGGUGUGGUGACCAACUGCGGAGACGACGUGGACAAGUUUGCAUUGGGCGAUGAGGUGUUCGGUAUGCUACCGCACUUUAGCAAUGGCGCCCUGGCGGACUUUGUCGUUGUGAAAGCGGAUUACAUCAGCAAGAAGCCUUCGAAUUUGACACAUGUGGAAGCUGCGGCCUUACCUUUAGUGACGCAGACAGCACUACAAUGCUUUCGUCUGGGGCAGCUAGCUGAAAACAAAAAGGUGCUGAUCACUGGCGGAGCUGGAGGCGCUGGGUCAAUGGCUAUUCAAAUCGCCAAGAGUGUCUUCAAGGCUCGAACUGUUGCGACAACUGCAAGCACAAAAAAGCUGGAGCGAAUGCGACUUCUUGGUGCCGAUGAGGUGGUGGACUACGGGCACGAGCGCUUUGAACGCGAGUUGGCUGAGUAUGACUUCGCUCUAGACUGCACCGCAGAGGCCAAGCAGUGCUUCGAGUGCAUCACACGUGGUGGCUCAGUCGUGUCGAUCGCGGAGACGCCGACUUGGAAAUCGCUUUCCACUGGUGAUCUCCAGGGUGUGAGCGUGUCUUACCUUCUGGGUGUUCUCCUGGACUGCCUGAGCAGCUCAGUGACGCGUCGUGCGCGCCAAGCUCAAAUCACGUACGAGUACAUGUUCGUCGUGGCCGAUGGCGCCGUUAUGGACGAGAUCCGUCAGCUCGCUGAGCAACGCUCCAUCACACCGGUGAUCGACAAGGUUUUCCCUUUUGAAAAGGCUGAUAUGGCCAUGGAGUACUUGGAAGCGGGGCAUGCUAUGGGAAAGGUGGUCGUGCAGCUCGUUGAUACUACCAAAGCAAGCUGAACAAGCUGGGUUGAAUGAGCAGAAGGAAGCGAUAAGCGUACAUGUACACUUUGAUAUAUUGCGAAAAACGUGUUAUUUCUAUUA